Papilio machaon (common yellow swallowtail) is the source of this 1964-nucleotide messenger RNA. Its product is annotated as cilia- and flagella-associated protein 157. The transcript has a single exon. Bases 134 to 1957 code for a protein of 607 amino acids. Gene Ontology annotation, cellular component: cilium; ciliary basal body. The record is from RefSeq and is a predicted model, not a curated record. Gene Ontology annotation, molecular function: microtubule binding. NCBI's taxonomy places the organism in Eukaryota, Metazoa, Arthropoda, Insecta, Lepidoptera, Papilionidae.
CAAAGACAAGUCACAUGAGACAUACGGAACACGUUGCCAGGCAACCGUUUUUCACUGUAAUUGACAUUUAAUACCUUCUAACCGUUGCACAUUUUUUUACUGCUUUAUUUUCUCAUAACUUAAUUUAUCAAUCAUGCCGCCUAAAAAAGAUAAAGGUAAAAAAGAGGAUCAUCUGGCUGGGGCUUUUACGGAGGUAGAAAGAACGUUUUUGGAACAAGAACUAGCCGAUUGUAACAGAAAGCUAGCGAGGCUUCGGGCCACCGUCGAUGAGUACGAACAACAGAACGAUGACUUGCAGAAAGCUUAUAACAAGUUGGACGAGGAGCGAGCCGAUAUCAUUGCUUUCCUAAAAAAGAAUCUUACCGCCAAAAAUGAGGAAAAUAAUGAACUAAAAGAAAAUCUUAAAGUUCUCGAGGAGACCAGAGCAAGAGAGACGGUUAGGUUCAAAGAAACUAUAGCAGAUCUAGAUAAACAUUUCAUACUAAUGAAGGACCAAUUAACGUCUGAGAAUAAACUGAUGUCGGGCAAGUUGAAUACUUUAGAAGAAUUUCGGGCCAUUAGAGAUGAUCUUAUGAAAAAAUUUGAAAAACAGGAACAGGACUUUAUAGAUCAAGAAAUGAAGUACAAAAGAGUUAUUUAUGAAACCGAAAAAAAAUUUGUCAUAGGUAAAGACAAAUUAAAAAAAGAAAUGGAAGCCAGUCUUUUAAAACUAGCCCAAGACUUUCAAGACGCUACCGAAUUAAGAAUCGCCGCAUCCACACAUCGUGUGAUCAGAGAAAAUAUAGCGAUUAACAAUGAACUAGAUAGCAUUUUAUCGACUCAAUCUAAACUGGCGGAACAAAAUGAAAAAUAUAAAGAAAGCGAACGAACUGCACGCAUUUCCAUGGAACUAGCAGAAGAAGAAAGGGAUAAGGCAAUAAAUAAAAGCAUAGUGCAGCAAAAAGUAAUUAAUCAAUUAACAACAGCUUUCCAAAGCCUCAAUAAGGAAAAGGCGCUUUUUGAGAAGAGAAAUUAUGACUUUGAAGUGCUACAGGCAAAAAUUCAAAAAUUAACAAAAGAAAAUGAAAAUUUGUGUUUGCAAGUUCGCAUUUUAGAACAAAACUUUCAUGCGAAAUCGACCGAUCAAAACAAAUACACAGUUGAGUUUUCUAAAGUAAAGAAAGAAAAUGCAAAGUUAAAGAAAAUUAAGCAAGAAGCGGUUACGGCAAUCCAAGCGGCGUUGAAACUAGACAAGUGGUCGUCGACUGAUAUCAGUCGGAAUGCCAUCGAUAGGGAAGUUUUGCUUUCGCGCUUACUUGGGAUAAUAACCCAAUACAGGGAAUUAGAAAAGGCCGAAUCGGCAGACACUUUGGUUUCCUUUGGAAGAAUAUACGAAGAAGGAGAUUUAGGAUUCAUUCCAAAGCCGAGUUCUAAAAAGUCGAUGGGAUCUACUCUAUUUCUACCUUCGUCUAAAGAAACGAUCCUAAGUGAGAAAGAGAGUUUGCCCUCGGUGGCGGUCACGAGGUCGUCUUUAGGUAGCAUUAAAACUAUACCCAGUUUGAAAGUGUUGCCAGCUGUGUCCGAUCAAGAUGUGGUUAUGAGAGUAAGCAGUCCGUCGUUGAUAUCGUCGUCUCGCUCAACUAAAACCGCAGAUUCCGUUGAAAGCGAACAGGACGAGGAGACCGAUGAUAUUGAAAAACAACUAAUGAAGAGUAAACUAGAAAUUCAAAAAUCUAUCAUGAAAGACUUGGCAUACUCACAAAUGACUUUGAGUUCUAAACAAAAAUUCUCUGAAGAUCGACAAAAGGUAUUGAUUUCUAAGAUAGCCGUUACCGAAGCUAGUGAAGCUGGAGAGGGAGAUAAAGUUGGAGAUGAAAGUAAAGAUGUCAAUAAGAACGACCAAGAAGAUGCCCAAAAGAUAAAUGAAGAAAUCCCUGAGCAACCUGGCAGUGCUAAUGAAGAAGCAGACCAAAAAUAACAUGACG